CACGCUUGCGACAGCCCGGUCAUGGAGUCCCACGAAGCGUCGCUCGUGAUCUCGCAAGGCGAGGUGCGCAUGCUCAACGAGAUUCUACACUCGCCCGUUGCGCGCCACCGCCCGUCGCGUCGGUACGCCCACAUGUGCCAGCUCUCGGAGCCGCCUCCUCAGCACGUCACAGAAGUGCCCACGCCGUACGAGCCUCCGUCCCAAUACGACAUUGGUUUCAUCACCAACAACGACGCCAGUCGCACACAGCACCACCACACGUACGGCACCAAGGAGACCGAGGCGCGGGCAGUGUCGUACUCGUCGCCUUCGCCGUGCACGGCGCUCAGUGCCAUGUAUGCGUCGAGUGGAUACAAGCCUGUCGAAAGCCCACGCGCGCCGGCAACCAGCGACGUGCACACGACGUGGACUUCAUAUGGCACGCCGCCACAACACCGCCACGAGCAGUCUCGCGAUUCCUCUACGCACGGGCAAGGAUACGAGCUGAGCCCAGUACAGGCGCUGGUACCACCCAGCUUUGGCACGCUUUCGUACAUGCCAACGUACUUGCCUGGAACGAAUAUCCAGUACCAGCACAACUACACGUCCAUCUCGCGACCCUACAGUUAUGCGCCUCCCGCAGAGACGACGCCGUACCACUGUCUACCCCCCGCCCCGCUUCCGCCGACCCCGAUCAUGGUCGCGUCGCCGUCGAUCCAGGCAACGACGAGCGACGAACUGCAGGACAACGCCAAGAAGCCACCUCGCACGUGCAAGUACGCCAACUGCAUGAAGACGAUCCAGCGCCACGGGCUCUGCCACAAGCACGGCGGCGUUCGAAAAUGCACGAAGGAAGGCUGUUCGCGCAAAGACCGAGGCGAAGGCUUUUGCGUCGCCCACGGCGGUGGCAAGCGCUGUGCCCACGACAGCUGUGAAAAAGUCGUGCGUCGGGGGCUCUACUGCAUGCACCAUUCGGUGCCAACCGCCGCCGCUGGCAACUCGAUCCGCGCGGCCUAAUCGUCGACUCUACAGAUGAAACUCACGUGGCUGUAGUUUACUAUGUGUUCUUAUUGGUGUCAUAUUGCGCUCAACAAAAUCGUCGCUCCCUUUAUUUCUUCUUAGAGCUCUUGAAGCUUCAAGCUCUUAUAGCUCUCCAAAUAGCUCUCUUUAGAACUUGACCCUCAUUCAUAACUCCAAUGUUAGCAAUUGGC
Molecule: messenger RNA, 1190 nt
Organism: Saprolegnia diclina VS20
Lineage: Eukaryota; Oomycota; Saprolegniomycetes; Saprolegniales; Saprolegniaceae
Exons: 1
Coding region: 22-996 (324 amino acids)
Source: RefSeq, a predicted model, not a curated record